CCAAAAGCUUAAGAAGAAAACCAAUUAAGGGGCCUUGUUUCCAGCUAAGGGUAGAAGCAGAGCAGAGAGAGAGAGAGAACACAGCUUCUUCUUCUUCUUUCUUCUUCAAAGCUUCUCUCCCAUGUGGAUCCCAAAACCUUCUCUUCUCCCAUUCCCUCACAUUUCUAAACCAACAUUCUCCCUCUGACAUUCACUCACUACCUACAACUUCCACACCAAUGCUCUCCUUCCUUCCACCAAACUAGCAAAAAAAAAAAAGAAACUCCAACCUCACCGCCAAAACAAAGUCAUUAACGAUGCUGCUUCCUCACUUCUCCACCACCAUUUUCCUCCUCUGCCUCUUCUUCUUCUUCACACUCCUCCAAGCCACUAAUCUCACUCUCACUCUCCCUCACCAACAUCCUUCCCCUGACUCCGUCGCUCUCCACGUCUUAAGUUCAAUCAAUGCAUCCCUCUCCCGGAGACAACUCUCCUCCUCCUCCUCCUCCACUUGCCGCACCGGCAACCCAAUCGACGACUGCUGGCGCUGCACCUCCUCCGACUGGUCCUCCAACCGCCAACGCCUCGCCGACUGCUCCAUCGGCUUCGGCCGCGGCACCCUCGGCGGCAAAAACGGCAAGAUCUACGUCGUCACAGACUCCUCCGACAACAACCCAUCAAACCCAACCCCCGGAACUCUCCGCUACGCCGUCAUCCAAGAAGAGCCCCUCUGGAUCGUCUUCUCCUCCAACAUGCUCAUCCGCCUCAGACACGAACUCAUCAUCAACAGCUACAAAACCAUCGACGGCCGCGGCUCCGCCGUCCACAUCACCGGCAACGGCUGCCUCACCGUCCAGUACGUGCAACACGUCAUCAUCCACAACGUCCACAUCUACGACUGCAAACCCUCCGGAGGCGCCGUCGUCGCCGCGACGCCGACGAAGUCCGGGAGGCGAGGCAGAUCGGACGGCGACGGGAUCUCCAUCUUCGGAGCUCAGAAGAUCUGGAUCGACCACUGCUCCAUGAGCCAUUGCACCGACGGGCUUAUCGAUGCCGUGAUGGGGUCCACGGCGAUCACGAUAUCGAAUAACUACUUUGCGCAUCAUGACGAGGUGAUGCUGUUGGGUCAUGACGAUAGUUAUGGUCCGGACACGGGGAUGCAGGUGACGAUUGCGUUUAAUCAUUUCGGACAGGGGCUUGUUCAGAGGAUGCCGAGGUGUCGGAGAGGGUAUAUACACGUGGUGAAUAAUGAUUUUACUUCGUGGAAGAUGUAUGCGAUUGGUGGAAGUGGUAAUCCUACGAUUAAUAGUCAGGGGAAUCGUUACAUUGCUCCUUCUGAUCCUAGCGCCAAAGAGGUGACCAAAAGGGUGGAUUCGAAGGACGAUGGAGAGUGGUCGAACUGGAAUUGGAGAACGGAAGGAGAUCUGAUGGAGAACGGAGCUUUCUUUGUGGCGUCUGGUGGGGGAGUGAGCGCAUUGUACUCUAAAGCUUCGAGUGUGGAGCCUAAAGCUUCGGCUCUUGUAGACCAGCUCACUCGAAAUGCUGGCGUUUUUGGCGGUCCCAGGGAUGAUCAAGGUCAGAGUGGCGAUUCUUAUUCUGGUUAUGGAGGUGGUGGUGGUGGUGGUGGUAGUGGUGGCGGCGGAGGUGGCAGCAGCGGCAGCGAUGGAGGAACUAGUGCUAUUGGCGGUACUACGAGAGGAAGUAGCACCAGCAGCAGCGAUGACAGCAAUUUCUUCGGGAUGAUCUUCGGAAGCAAUGCACCGCCUCGACCACGUUUAACAUUAUUGUUUUGUUUGAUAAUGAUUUGUGUAAUGUCAUUAUCAAGUCUAUUAUUGUUGUAGUCCGCAAGGAUAACUAAUAGGAUUUGGACCCUUCAAUUGAUUGGUUGUUGGCUUGGUU
Messenger RNA from Brassica rapa (field mustard), 1878 nucleotides. RefSeq names its product probable pectate lyase 13. Gene Ontology annotation, molecular function: pectate lyase activity. NCBI's taxonomy places the organism in Eukaryota, Viridiplantae, Streptophyta, Magnoliopsida, Brassicales, Brassicaceae. The record is from RefSeq and is a predicted model, not a curated record.